Molecule: messenger RNA, 352 nt
Organism: Amoebophrya sp. A120
Lineage: Eukaryota; Dinophyceae; Syndiniales; Amoebophryaceae
Source: the annotation of a GenBank genome assembly
GCCUGUCCUGCAACUCGCCCGGCCCACGCGAGGAGGGGGGCGCCGAUAUUGGGGAGCCUGCGUGGUUUGGCAGGAUGGUGGCCCCGGCCCCGGGUGCCUGCGUGCCUGCCGUGCGCAUCGAUCUUGGGGGCACAGCUCAGCUGGGGGCGGGCCGUUCUCUUCGUGCGCCCAACUCAUUUAGCCCGCCGCCUCCGCCCGCGCGCGAUUUUGACUGACAGACGAAAGCCGGUAGCUGUUAGUUUGCUCCGUAGAACUGCAGGAAAGCCCUCCGCGCUACUGGCAAAGCGCCGCGCGCGGCCGCUUGCGUGCCUGGCGCAGCCAGGGAGAAAGAUUCGUCGGCGGAACAAGGAGA